Messenger RNA from Tripterygium wilfordii, 3022 nucleotides. RefSeq lists its product as uncharacterized. Lineage: Eukaryota; Viridiplantae; Streptophyta; Magnoliopsida; Celastrales; Celastraceae. The transcript is spliced from 3 exons. The record is from RefSeq and is a predicted model, not a curated record. The coding region runs from base 1556 to 3022 and encodes 488 amino acids.
CCGUUUUGCGCUGACUUUUUUGUCGUUUCUGCUCUUGGCUCUGACGCGCGCGUCUUUGUGUUUAUUCGGUGCAUGCGAUGAGGCUGCAUGAACCUCACACGUCUUACCUCUAUCCAUUACAGCUAUUUUGUCCUCUUUCCUUAUUCAGCUUCCGAAUUACACCGUUUUGCUGUGUUUGUUGUCUCAGCUGUCAGGUUUCUUUGAGCUGCGAGGUUCAUGUAUGUAUCCUAUCCAUUCAGUCACCGAUCAUCUGCGUUUCGUCUCUGCUACCUUGGUUGGUUAUUUAUUCAUCGAUUAUCUCUUUUAUUUUUGGUCUGUUGGAGAUCUUGGUCUGGGUUAGCUCAUCUUGGUUUUGAAUUUGCAUUUGCAAACUUCGUAGAAGCUACUGGAGAGUGCUUAGCAGGUUUCUGUGACGGAGCUGCUGGUGUUUAUCAAGACAAGAAACUCAUUCUACAAUUAAGUUUGGGCAUCUUUAUUUCUCAGAGCGACUGAAAUCAGCUCCAGCCAGAGCUCCUGUGUAUUCACUCUGCUGUAGACAGGGGCGUAUUAAACUUGCACAACUAAGAGAACCUCCAACACUUCUUAGGCAACUAAUGGACUAUUUAGGAGGGAGAUGUUUAAGAUUAUUUCGUAAGAAUCUUCAAACAUACAACUCCAUGUUUGCAUUGACCUCUAUCGGUGGGAAAAUCGACAAUGAUAUCAACAAGGGACAGGGACCAUAUAUUUUUAAACUUAAUGGCCAAAAUCAUCACUUGAUAGGAUCACUUCUUCCUGUCAAUGGGUAGAACCCACAAUUUGCUCAGCUAUAUAUCCACGACACAGAAAAUGAGACUUCUAAUAGAAUAGCUGCUCUUUCAAGAUCUAGUGUUAAUUCUAGAGUGGAAAAGGAGAUUGUGUCUCAAUUAAUACAUAUUUUUGACGAUUUCAAUCAUUUGGUUAAAGCUUUUCGUAUGGCAAGAGACAAAUUCAAAGCUGGUGAUGAACGUCAUAUUUCAUUGUUGUUGUCCGCUAGGCGACAGAUCGACAGCUCACAAUAUGAUGCUCCAGCUUAUCCAGAGAUGGCAAGUUUGGUUGUUGGGGAUAUUGGGUACACAGAUGAGGGCCGUGACAUUAUUGUUGAAUACCAAGGACAGCAAUUAAAGCGUAUUAGUGACUUGCAUCCUUCUUUCAUGGCCAUGCAAUAUCCAAUUUUAUUCCCAUAUGGCGAGGAUUGUUAUAGGCUUAACAUUCCUUACGAAGAUAAAAGUCAAGUACCUAAGUUGAAGCGCGGGAACAUUACAAGGCGUGAGUAUUAUGCAUACAUGAUAUAAUAAAGACAUUGUGGUGGAGGUGGUUUAAUUAAAGAGGCAAAUUAUUUCAACAAUAUAUCGUUGAUGCUUUUACCUGUAUAGAAGACAAGAGGCUGUGAUACAUUCGUUUCAAAUAUCAGCAAGAACAUUACAAGUGUGAGAUAUACAAGGGGAUUUAGGAUGCAUUCCUAGAAGCUGAUGGAAAGGCCAGUUCAAUUGGGAAACGUGUCAUUUUGCCAUCCAGUUUCACUGGUAGUCCUCGGUACAUGAUCCAAAACUACCAUGAUGCAAUGGCAAUAUGUAGGUCAAGAGGAAAUCCAUAUUUAUUUAUAACAUUCACUUGUAACGUACGUUGGGUGGAAAUACAAAAUGCAUUGAGUCUUAUUCCAGGGCAGAAACCAGAGGAUAGACCAUACAUUAUUUCUAGAGUUUUCCAUAUGAAACUCGAUGAAUUUAUGAGUGACAUCAAGAAGGGCUCCUAUUUUGAAAAUAUCGUAGGUGCUAUUUACACUGUUGAAUUCCAGAAAAGGGGGCUACCUCAUGUGCACAUUAUCAUCUGGUUGAAUCAAGUUGACAAAUAUCCAACUCCGAAUGACAUUGAUAGGAUCAUAUCUACAGAAAUCCCAAAAAAGGAGAUGGAACCAGAACUUCACAAAAUUGUCUCUAAAUUUAUGAUUCAUGGACCUUGUGGCAUUGCCAACCCUAGAGCUCCUUGCAUGAAGAUGGGAAGAUGUGUGAAGCAUUUUCCCAAGAAGUUUCAACAGGAAACAACUAUAGGCGAAGAUGGAUUUGCUGUGUAUAGAAGAAGAGACGAUGAGGAUAUAAUUGUUAAAUCUGGCGUCGAGAUGGAUAAUAGAUUUAUUGUCCCAUACAAUAAACAACUUCUUCUCAAAUAUGACGCGCACAUAAAUGUCGAAUGGUGCAAUCGAUCUUGGUCAAUAAAAUAUUUAUUUAAGUACGUGAACAAGGGCCCGGAUCGUACAAGGGCUUUCUUACAAACUGAGAAGGAGGCACCUGGUCAGAAUUCAGCAGCAGGUGAUCCAAUUUUUGAUAAAAUAAAGACCUCUAUUGAUUGUAGGUACUUAACAGCCUAUGAAUUAGCCUGGAGAAUUUUUGAAUUUCAUAUCCACCAUAAGUAUCCAGCUGUGCUAAACUUAACGAUCCACUUGCCUCUAAUGAACAAUAUUGUUUUCAAUGGAGACAUAGAUGUCAACAGAGUCUUGCAGCAACCUGGCAUAGAGAAAACUAUGCUAACAGAAUGGAUGUUUACUAACACCAAUUUUGAAGAUGCACGGGGGCUUUCAUAUGCUGAGUUUCGAACUCUAUGGAGGUGGGAUACUACGAACAAGAUCUGGUUUCAUAGAAAAAGAGGGAGUUGUAUAGGCAGAAUUACAUAUGUUCAUCCAUCUGCAGGUGAACUUUAUUAUCUCAGGAUGCUGCUCUCCCAUAGUGAAGGGGCAGAAAAUUUCGUUCACAUAAGGACAAUUAACCAAAUUGUGUAUGACACUUUCAAAGAGGCAUGCAAUGCAACGGGUUUGAUUGGAGACGAUCGAGAAUGGCACGAAGCAAUCGAAGAAGUUGUAGCAUGGGCCACUUCACAAGAGCUGAGAUAUCUGUUUGUCACCAGCAUACUAUAUUGUGAAGUCAUAGAUGCCAAUAAAUUGCUUGAGAGAAAUUUAAGAUACUUGCAAGAAGAUAUUUGUUACAAGCUUAAAAACCAACAUGAGAUAUGA